UGCGUCGCAGGGCGGGGCGGGGCGGGGCGGGGUCAACCGCCACCAACCUCUGUGCGCAGUACCCUUCGCGGAGCAGCCAGCGACCAUCUCUUUCCAGAACAGCAGCUGCAGCAGCUAUGUCUUCAUCCUGGGUGCCCGCUGUGGGCCUCACCCUGGUACCCAGCCUGGGAGGCUUCAUGGGCUCCUACUUCGUGCGCGGUGAGGGCCUUCGCUGGUAUGCCGGCCUGCAGAAACCCUCCUGGCAUCCUCCUCGCUGGACACUGGCUCCCAUCUGGGGCACGCUGUAUUCGGCCAUGGGGUAUGGCUCCUACAUAGUCUGGAAGGAGCUAGGAGGUUUCACAGAGGAGGCUAUGGUUCCCUUGGGCCUCUACACUGGUCAGCUGGCUCUGAACUGGGCGUGGCCCCCCAUCUUCUUUGGUGCCCGGCAGAUGGGCUGGGCUUUGGCGGACCUCCUGCUCAUCAGCGGGGUGGCGACCGCUACGACCGUGGCUUGGCACCGAGUGAGCCCACCGGCCGCCCGCCUGCUCUACCCCUACCUGGCCUGGCUGGCCUUUGCCACCAUGCUCAACUACACCAUAUGGCGUGAUAACUCUGGCCGGCGAGGGGGCCCGAGGCUCCCGGAGUGAGAGCACCUAACCAUCAGGACUGCAGGACUGCAGCACUGCCAGCCAGGCACCGUGGUGGUGGCCGUCAAUCAUGCUUUCAUGACCACUGGGUCUGCUUGUCUGCCUGAGUCUUGGCCAGGGAGCCACCAGGUAGGUCAAGGUGGUCAGUGCCAAGUCCCAUGCAGGGACAGUUGUAUCUGCCUUUCUUCAUUGCUCCAGAAUAUGCCCGAGGAGCACAGGCUUUUAAAGCUAAAUAAAGUCUUUAAUUUCA
Psammomys obesus (fat sand rat) is the source of this 876-nucleotide messenger RNA. It is a transcript of the gene Tspo, whose product is annotated as translocator protein. Gene Ontology annotation, cellular component: membrane; endoplasmic reticulum. The transcript is spliced from 4 exons. Gene Ontology annotation, molecular function: cholesterol binding. Lineage: Eukaryota; Metazoa; Chordata; Mammalia; Rodentia; Muridae. Bases 117 to 626 code for a protein of 169 amino acids. The record is from RefSeq and is a predicted model, not a curated record.